GACCGUCAGGGCCGUUCUUCUUCAGUAGCGACCCGGCAAGUGGGGGCCGCGCCGCCCCUGGGACCUGCCGGAGCCGGCCCGCCCCUCGCACGGUCUGUCACCCACCCGGAGCCGCCUGGGGGAGACCGUGGGGCCCUGGGCCAAAGGGGCGCCUGUCAAGGCUGUGCAUCCAGACUUGGAUCUUCUACCUAAUGAAUAAACAUGAGUCAUUUGAGGUUUCUUGUAGCUACCUUGAAACCUCAUGGCAUUCAAUUUUUGGUAAAGCAAGAUGUAGUCAGAAAGGUAUUUCUGCAGAGCCAACGAUAUGUUUCAUCAGGAGCCACAGAACCAUUCCUGAAUGGAAGUAAUUCAAAUUAUGUAGAGGAAAUGUACUACACGUGGCUUGAAAACCCUAAAAGUGUGCAUAAGUCUUGGGAUUUGUUUUUCCGAAAUGCUAACGCUGGGGCUCCUCCUGGUCAAGCUUACCAGACACACUUACCAGAUCUUUCGAAAAGCAGAGCGUUGUUUCAGAGUCAUGGAUUGGCAAAGACACCAGGUAAAGCUGAAAAACUGGUUGAGGACCACCUGGCUGUGCAAUCAUUGAUCAGAGCAUAUCAAAUCCGUGGACAUCAUGUGGCUCAGCUGGAUCCCCUAGGAAUCUUGGACGCAGACUUGGAUUCAUUUGUUCCAUCUGAUUUAAUCACUACUAUUGAUAAACUGGGGCUUUAUGGUUUGCACGAAUCUGACUUGGACAAGGUUUUUCGAUUGCCUACAAUCACCUUCAUAGGAGGAGAUGAGACUGCUCUUUCUUUACGAGAGAUCAUCAAGCGGCUGGAGAAUACGUACUGUCAGCACAUUGGACUGGAAUUCAUGUUCAUCAAUGACGUGGAGCAAUGCCAGUGGAUCCGGCAGAAGUUUGAAACUCCUGGUGUCAUGAAGUUUACAAAUGAGGAAAAACGGACAUUGUUAGCUAGGCUGGUGCGCUCCAUGAGAUUUGAAGACUUCCUUGCCCGCAAGUGGUCCUCAGAGAAGCGCUUUGGUUUGGAAGGGUGUGAAGUAAUGAUUCCUGCUCUUAAAACCAUCAUUGACAAAUCCAGCGAAAUGGGGGUUGAAUAUGUAAUAAUGGGGAUGCCUCACAGAGGUAGGUUGAAUGUACUGGCCAAUGUCAUCCGAAAGGAGUUGGAGCAGAUCUUCUGUCAAUUUGAUCCAAAACUUGAAGCAGCUGAUGAGGGGUCUGGGGAUGUAAAAUAUCAUUUGGGAAUGUACCAUGAGAGGAUCAACCGAGCAACAAAUAAGAAGAUCACUCUGUCGCUUGUGGCUAAUCCAUCUCAUUUGGAAGCAGUAAACCCUGUUGUUCAGGGGAAGACCAAAGCUGAGCAGUUUUACAGAGGGGAUACAGAAGGGAAAAAGGUCAUGUCCAUACUACUACAUGGAGAUGCUGCCUUUGCUGGACAGGGAGUGGUUUAUGAAACCUUUCAUCUCAGUGACCUCCCAUCAUACACCACAAAUGGCACUAUUCAUGUUGUGGUCAAUAACCAGAUUGGUUUCACCACAGAUCCCCGAAUGGCCCGCUCAUCUCCAUACCCUACAGACGUUGCCCGUGUGGUCAACGCACCCAUAUUCCAUGUGAAUGCUGAUGACCCUGAAGCAGUGAUGUAUGUGUGCAAUAUAGCUGUAGAAUGGAGAAACACAUUCAAUAAAGAUGUGGUUGUAGAUUUAGUUUGUUACCGAAGGAGAGGCCAUAAUGAAAUGGAUGAACCCUUGUUCACCCAGCCACUGAUGUACAAGCAGAUUCACAAGCAGGUGCCAGUGCUGAAGAAGUAUGCUGACAAACUGAUUGCAGAUGGGACUGUAACACUACAGGAGUUUGAGGAAGAAAUUGCAAAAUAUGAUAAAAUCUGUGAAGAAGCUUAUACUAGGUCUAAGGAUAAGAAAAUUCUACACAUUAAACACUGGCUUGAUUCACCUUGGCCUGGGUUCUUUAAUUUGAAUGGAGAACCAAAGAGCAUGACUUGUCCUCCAACAGGCAUCCCAGAAGACAUGCUGAACCACAUUGGCAAUGGAGCUAGCUCUGUGCCCCUCGAGGGUUUCAAAAUACAUGGAGGGCUUUCUCGGAUCUUGAAAAGCCGAUUGGAAAUGACCAAGAACAGAGUGGUUGACUGGGCCUUGGGAGAAUACAUGGCUUUUGGAUCUUUGCUGAAAGAAGGAAUCCAUGUCCGACUGAGUGGGCAGGAUGUGGAAAGGGGAACUUUUAGCCAUCGCCACCAUGUACUCCAUGAUCAAGAAGUUGACAAGAGGACAUGUGUUCCCAUGAAUCACCUCUGGGAACAGCAAGCCCCCUACACUGUGUGCAAUAGCUCCCUUUCAGAGUAUGGAGUUUUAGGUUUUGAACUUGGCUUUGCCAUGGCAAGUCCCAAUGCUCUGGUGUGCUGGGAAGCGCAGUUUGGCGACUUCCACAACACUGCGCAGUGCAUAAUAGACCAGUUUAUCAGCUCAGGACAGGCUAAGUGGGUUCGACACAAUGGGAUUGUGCUGCUUUUGCCACAUGGAAUGGAAGGAAUGGGCCCAGAGCAUUCUUCAGCCAGGCCGGAGAGGUUUCUGCAGAUGAGCAAUGAUGAUUCCGAUGCUUAUCCAGAGUUCAGUGCAGAGUUUGAAGUUUACCAGCUCUAUGAAUGCAACUGGAUUGUGGUGAAUUGUUCAACUCCAGCCAAUUAUUUUCAUGUCCUCAGAAGACAGAUCUUGCUGCCAUUCAGGAAACCACUUAUUAUCUUUACACCGAAGUCAUUGCUGAGACAUCCUGAAGCUAAAUCCAGUUUUGACGAAAUGGUAUCUGGUACCAGUUUCAGGCGUGUGAUUCCUGAGGAUGGGGCUGCAGCACAUACACCAAAUGAGGUUAAGCGGGUGAUUUUCUGCACAGGGAAGGUGUACUAUGAUCUCAUUAAAGAGAGAAAGAAUCAAGAUUUGGAGAAACAAGUGGCUAUAACUAGGCUGGAGCAGAUAUCUCCAUUCCCUUUCGAUCUGGUAAAGGAAGAGCUUGAGAAAUAUCCUGGAGCUGACUUGGUGUGGUGUCAGGAAGAGCACAAGAACAUUGGCUACUAUGACUACGUCAAACCUCGUUUCCGCACCAUUGUUAAUCACACUCGGCCCAUAUGGUAUGUUGGCCGAGAACCAGCUGCUGCUCCUGCUACUGGUAACAAGAAUGCUCACCUGGUGUCGCUCCGGAGAUUCCUGGACACAGUUUUCAACCUGGAGGCCUUUGAAGGAAAGAUGUUCUGACUCUGAGACAUGAGACACCAUCCACCAUCUCCAUCCAGCAUUGUUAUAAAACCCCACUUCCAAAGGAGUAAAUAAAAGCACAUGGGAAAACUAUUGAGGAUUUUGGUUUUCUAAGAUAAAAGGUUGUGAGUAGAUCUUCCCCUCUAAAGCAUUGUAGGCAAACUGGGGAAUGAAUGAAGGAGUAAAGCCUUUACAAAUGUCUGUAAAAGGUAAUUACAAGUAUAGGGCUGCUCUGAGGGUAAUAAGGCCAAAACAAUGGAAAAAAUUAAAGUGGUGAGGAGUUAGGGGAAAGUAUAUUUAGUCUUUUGGAGUCACAGGGCACCCAAUUCCCACCUUAAGUUGCAUUGAAGAAAUUCCUCUUCUAGGCAACAUAGUUAUUUGACCAACUCUACAUAGCUAUUGUAGGCACUAACCGUGUGCUUGGCACUUGGGAGACAUGAUCCCUGACCUAAAGAGUUUACAGUCUCAGUAGAUAGGCCAUUCAGACAGGAAAUACCCUAGAUGGCCAGCAGAUUGGUUCCAUCGUAGAUCAUGGCAGGUUUGGUAUGUAUAGUGAUAGAGGUAUGGUAGCAUUGCUUUGGUGGGGUAAUGUUGGAAUGAUCUAUGGAAGAAAUGAGUUUCGGAGUUCUGAAUGAAGAGGGGAAAAUGAGGAAUUUUCAGACUCACGGAGCAGCAUGAAAAACCAAAGACAAGCCUGGAAGCAUAAGGGAAUAGUGAGGCAGGAAGGGUGGAGUGAAGAAAAUAAGAAUAGAUGGAGACGAAAGGUGGGCUUGUGGCUAAGCUGCUGGACUGGGGUUUAGAAAUAUGUGGUUCAGUUCUCUGCUCUGCUAGAUGCUACUUGUGUGACCAUGGGUCAGGCCACUUACUGUUCUGCACCUCCAUUUCCCUUCUGUAAAAUGGGAAUAAUGACUCCGACUUUUUGUCUAUCUUGUGUACUUAGCAUGUGAGCUCUUUAGGGCAGGAGCUGUCUCUUUCUAUGUGUAUCUACAUGCCUAGCACAAUGGGGCUUAAUCUCUUUGGGGGUUGGUAAGCAUUGCUGUAGUAGAACGUAUAUAAUUAGAGCAGGGAUGUGGGCACAGAUGGAGUCAUGCAGAGUCUUGAAGCUGAGGACAAGAAGCCUGAACAUGGUGACAAGAGGAAGCAAUUGGAAGGGAAUUAUAUGAUCCUAGCAGCACACAAGAAAGAUGAUUUUAGCAGCGGCCAUUUGGAUACAUUGGAGGGUGGUGAGGAGGCGCAAAGCCAUAGAGGGAAUGAUGUAGAGAGAGAACCAACUAGGUUUUGGUGAUGGCCUCUGGAGAGAAGAGGUUACAUUUGACUUAAAGGCUGAGAGUCUUGGAAGAUGGGGGUGCCCUUUACAGCAGUGGAGCAGGGAAAAAGGGGGAGGAGGGUUUAAGCAGAAAGAUAAGCUCAAUUUUUCUGUUAAAUUGGGGCUAGUUACACUGGAUAAAACAGGAGAGGUCAUGGAUUGGGGGCAGGUAGAUUUGGGAGUCUGAUAUAGAAUUGAAGCUUUGGGGUCACAUGAGUAUGAGGGGUAGAUGUGGGACAUAACAGGAACAGAACCUUGAGGAAUGUUGGCAGUGGGAGAAGAGAGUCAGCACAAAGAGACAAUUGACAGAGCAGUUGGAGCGACAUGAGAGAGCACAAGGCAGUGAAGCAGAGGAUGGUAAGGGACUUAAAGGACGUCAGCUGGUUAUGCAUGGAUCCAUUUCCGCUCCUGUGGCUGCCCACAAUUCUAAGCAUCAUGGCAGAGAAAAUAGUACAGAGUCUUUCUAUGCAUUUCUCUGCUUCUGGACAAGCCCAUUCUUCCACUUUACUGCCAGAAUGUGGCUUUUCUAUUUCCUAGGUGCUUUCAUGCCCACUUGGGGUAAGGGGAACAAAGAUUUGGCCCUUUAUUCACUUUUGGUGGAAAGUCAGUUUUCUCUAUAUGGUUCCCUAUUCUGUGCAAUGCUAAGUCUACAGCCUGCUUCUCUUCACUUUUGCUGAAGUAACUGUUGACAGCAGUGGAGUUACUCUUCAAUUACACUGAUAUGAGAAGGGAAUUGGGCCUCUUGUUUUUUUGAAGUUUGGUGGUUUUGCUGUUGCUCGCUGACCCAAGGCUUUUGAGUUUUUAUUGACUUGUAAUUGUUUCAUUUUCUUAACGGCCUCCUCAGAUAUGACUUCCUUGGAAUCUGAAAUAUGGAUGUAAAAACUAGCCAUUUCCAACAGCCAGGCUGAUCUUCUGGUAAAACAGCUAAUAUACAGCAUGAUUUCAGGCUUAGAGGAAUAGAAUCUGAGAUGAUGUGAUUGAAACAUGCUGCCAGGUAGAACCUUGUGUUUUUAAUAUGUGUGUGCUCCUUCUCGGUCUCUGUAGGUACCUGAAAUCAUUACAAAUAUCCAAGAGUGAAAACAGGGGCUGUACAAAGUGCUUGCAGUGAAGUUUGAAAACAUUGGUGACAGUUUGAUUGUGGGUUUUUUAGGAAAUGGUCCAAUUAGUCAAAAGCUUCAAAAAUAUUCAUUGUUACCUUGAAAACAGGAUCCUUUUUUUUUCUUGCAGACAUUUUUAACUUGAUUCAACUUGCAAAUAGAGUUGCAUGCUAAUGUUAGCACAUUAUGCAGUUUCAGCAGACAAUGGGCUCAUGUUCAUACAAAAAAUGGUCCCGUUUUAGAUAAAUAAUCCAGUUUUGAAAUUCAAAAUAGUAUUCAGAUGAAGACACACUUCAUAUCCCAACAUGGCGUUGCAAAAAAAUUAUUUCUCAAAGCCUUGUGGAGAAAAAAACAUUUUGAAGGCACAAAAUCACAUGCAGUGAAAUCACAAAAAUGUUGACCAGCAACUUGUCAAAAUAAUUGCAUGUGGCUCUAAUUAGAUAGUUGCAAAAGAAUGUUGCCCAUCCUAAUUUUAUGCCCUAUGCUUCAGAGUUUCACUUUUGCAUUUCAAGCUGGAUUGACUCUUUCAAGAAUGAAUGAAAGAAA
Messenger RNA from Gopherus flavomarginatus (Mexican gopher tortoise), 6204 nucleotides. It is a transcript of the gene OGDHL, whose product is annotated as oxoglutarate dehydrogenase L. NCBI's taxonomy places the organism in Eukaryota, Metazoa, Chordata, Testudines, Testudinidae. Gene Ontology annotation, biological process: tricarboxylic acid cycle. Gene Ontology annotation, molecular function: oxoglutarate dehydrogenase (succinyl-transferring) activity; thiamine pyrophosphate binding. The record is from RefSeq and is a predicted model, not a curated record. The transcript is spliced from 23 exons. Gene Ontology annotation, cellular component: oxoglutarate dehydrogenase complex; mitochondrion. Bases 202 to 3255 code for a protein of 1017 amino acids.